Sardina pilchardus (European sardine) is the source of this 2155-nucleotide messenger RNA. It is a transcript of the gene hacd1, whose product is annotated as 3-hydroxyacyl-CoA dehydratase 1. The transcript is spliced from 7 exons. Gene Ontology annotation, cellular component: endoplasmic reticulum membrane. Gene Ontology annotation, molecular function: 3-hydroxyacyl-CoA dehydratase activity. Gene Ontology annotation, biological process: fatty acid elongation; sphingolipid biosynthetic process; very long-chain fatty acid biosynthetic process. The record is from RefSeq and is a predicted model, not a curated record. NCBI's taxonomy places the organism in Eukaryota, Metazoa, Chordata, Actinopteri, Clupeiformes, Clupeidae. The coding region runs from base 135 to 863 and encodes 242 amino acids.
UACCGUACUUCACUCAGACACGCACUCGUUUCAGGAGCAUUACUCGCGCGAGAGGGGGGGUUCGUGACCCCUGCCCCAGCUGUCAGCUGCGCUCGCGCAGCCGUGUCUGACUUUCCCACUCUGCCCCCGGUAGCAUGGCGUCAGGCGAGGAGGACGGUUCGGUUGAGGAGAAGGAAAACAACAACAAGAAGAGAACGAAAAGCGCACUCGCGACAGCAUGGCUGACAAUUUACAACAUCGCCAUGACGGCCGGGUGGUUAGUGCUGGCGGUGGCGAUGGUCCGGUUCUACCUGCAGAAGGGCACUCAUAAGGGGCUCUACAGGAGCAUCGCCCGGACACUCAAGUUCUUUCAGACAUUCGCCUUACUGGAGGUUGGGCACUGUGCAAUUGGAAUGGUGCGGACAUCAGUGAUCGUGACGGGCGUCCAGGUGUGCUCCAGGAUAUUCAUGGUCUGGUUUGUCACCAGCAGCAUACGACAGGUCCAGAACACAGAGAGUGUGCUGCUGUUCCUGGUGGUGUGGACGCUCACAGAGAUCACGCGCUACUCCUACUACACCUUCAACCUGCUGCACCACCUCCCCUACUUCAUCAAGUGGGCCAGGUAUAACCUGUUCAUCGUGCUGUAUCCGCUGGGGGUGAUUGGGGAGCUGAUGACUAUCUAUACUGCUCUGCCGUUUGUGCGCAAGUCUGGAAUGUUCUCCAUGCGUCUGCCCAACAAGUACAACGUCUCCUUCGACUACUACAUCUUCCUCAUCCUUGUCAUGCUCUCCUACAUACCACUGUUUCCACAGCUGUUUCUCCACAUGCUGCGCCAGAGGAGGCGAGUUCUUCAUGGAGAAGUCAUAGUGGAGAAGGACGACUAGACACCCCACAACCUCCACCACCCAACAACCACCCAACCACCACCUAAAGCAAGCAGACCACCACCCAACCACCCAAACCAAGCAGACCACCACCCAAAUCCAACUCAAAAACCACAAACCACCCCCGCUUCACCCAACCACCACCACCCACCACACUCCACCCAAACUCCACAGACCACCCAACCACACUCCACCUCCUGCUUUCCCAGAAAACAGACUCCUCCAGUCACAAACAAACUGACCCUCCUCCUACCCAAUCAGAAUCCUCCUCAAUUACACCCCUCCUCCAAUCAUGACCUUCUGAUUGGGUGAGCUGCCAAAGCGGGCGGAGCCUGAAGGAGGCCCAGAGCAGGACAAUGUGGCUCCCAGAAUGCAACAGGAGCUCAAGCAGCCGUCGACCUGCAGCAUUGGACUCUCCUGAGGACUUCCUCAACACUCUCCUAGGCAUGCAGAUGGCUCCAGUGUGUGUGUGUGUGUGUGUGUGAGAGAGAGAGAGAGUGUGUGUGUGUGUGUGUGUGUGUGUGUGUGUGAGUGAGUGAGUGAGUGAGUGAGUGAGUGAGUGAGUGAGUGAGUGAGUGAGUGAGUGAGUGAGUGAGUGAGUGAGUGAGUGAGUGAGUGUGUGUGUGUGUGUGUGUGUGUGUGUGUGUGUGUGUGUGUGUGUGUGUGUGUGUGAGUGAUGGAGCAUAUAAGGGGAGUGGUGGAAUACACAUUAGAUACACACACACACACACACACACACACACACACACACACACACACACACACACACACACACACACACACACACACACAAGGUGACGUGAACAGAUGUGCUUGGGUGUGAUGUGAGAGGGUUGUGUUUGGUUGUCAUGACAACGGGCUCCAUGUUUACAUCUCCACUGUCCAACGUUUUUAUUUAUUGGCUGAGGGGAGUGGCUGCCUCAGACAGAUCAGGGCUGGGAUUGGCUGCCUCAGACAGAUCAGGGCUGGGACUGGUCGAGGGCUCUCAGUGACCCUUGACCUCUUGACUCACAGCACUCCCAGUUCUCAGUUCUCAGUCUCACUCCGUCCACUAUUUAUUUGUCAAUGUAACAUGAAUGUGUGUAUCUUGAGAGAUAGAGAAUGAGUGUGUGUGUGUGUGUGUGUGUGUGUGUGUGUGUGUGUGUGUGUUCCCUCUAUACGGUGCUACUGUGAGGUCAUUGCAAGUCUUGUGUACCGCUGAGCAGAAUGGAGGCGGAGCUAAGAGAGAAACAGGAAGUUGAACGAUGGGAAUAAAAAUGUGAAGACACAAGAAGAGAUGUGUGUGUGUGUCA